Messenger RNA from Penicillium odoratum, 1500 nucleotides. Its product is annotated as Major facilitator superfamily domain general substrate transporter. Gene Ontology annotation, biological process: transmembrane transport. Bases 1 to 1500 code for a protein of 499 amino acids. The transcript has a single exon. The record is from RefSeq and is a predicted model, not a curated record. Gene Ontology annotation, molecular function: transmembrane transporter activity. Lineage: Eukaryota; Fungi; Ascomycota; Eurotiomycetes; Eurotiales; Aspergillaceae. Gene Ontology annotation, cellular component: membrane.
AUGGCGGAACAUAAUGAUCCAAAUCUGAAUAUUCAACUUUCUUUGGACCAGGAAAAGUCACGAGCAGAAGAUUUAAUUGAGACCCAAGACCGAUAUCGAGACAAGGAUGUUGCAGCACAAUUUCUAGCGCACUUGGACCCGGCCAUCGCUACGGAGCCCAUUUCAGAACAAGAAGCUCGACGCGUGUUGUGGAAGAUUGACCUCAUCAUGAUUCCUUUGAUCAUGGUCACGGUGGUACUCGCCGCUAUUGACAAGGUCAUCAUCUCCAAUGCGGCUAUCUACGGCAUGAAGACAGAUACCCAUCUGACUGGCAAUCAGUACUCAUGGGUUGGCUCAAUCUUCUACUUUGGUUAUUUGACCUUCGAGUAUCCAUCAGCUCUUCUUAUCCAACGAUUGCCAGUUGCCAAACUCUAUGUGGGCAUGGUUUCUGGCUGGGCAGUUUUGAUGAUGUGCACGGCGGCGACGCAGAACUUUGCGGGCUUGGCAACUGUGCGAUUCUUGAUGGGCAUGUUAGAAGCCUCCUCGUUUCCCAUCUCAAGUAUUUUAACAGUGAUGUGGUGGAAGACUAGCGAACAGCCUCUCCGUGUUGCUUUCUGGUUCAACCAGCUCUCUUCUGUCUUUUCUGGCCUGGUAAGCUAUGGAAUUGGUCAGACAGACACAUCGUUGUCUCCUUGGAGACUACUGUUUCUUGUGCUGGGAGCCUUCUCUCUCCUUUGGGCAGGUGUUCUAUAUGUCUUUUUACCUGACUCGCCCGUUCAAUGUUGGUAUUUUUCGGACCGCGAGAAAUUCGUCUGUCUUGAAAGAGUAAAAGACAACAACACCGGUAUGGAAGAUAAGACGAUUAAAUGGUACCAAGUGCGCGAAUGUCUGCUUGAUCCCAAAACCUGGCUGCUUGCAUUGUUCUCCCUGGCACAAAAUAUCCCGAACGGCGGCCUGGUCACUUUUUCUGCUAUCAUUGUGACUGGCCUGGGCUAUUCAAGGUUGAUCACCACUGUGCUUGGAAUUCCCACUGGUGUGUUGGCAACUGUCUGGCAGAUUUUGCUGGGCUUUAUUGCAGCCCGUGUACCAAAUUCUCGCUGUACUAUCAUUGCUAUCGCCAAUCUAGUGCCAAUGAUCUGCGCCAUUCUCAUGUGGAAACUACCUCGUGAAAACCAACAUGGCCUACUGGCAGCAUACUAUGUCUUUUAUACCUACUGGGCACCGUAUGUACUUUCUACCUCACUUCCCAUGGCCAACACCAGCGGGCACUCGAAAAAAUUGACCAUGAAUGCCAUUUUCUUUUUGGCAUACUGUAUCGGAAAUACCAUUGGACCCCAGGCUUUCCGCUCUGACGACGCUCCUACUUAUUCUCGAGGCUAUGAGGGUCUCCUGGCUUGUAUAGUAGUAGCCAUUGCUGCUAUCAUGGAUAUGGACUCCUCUGUCGAUGGGAGAACGCCCGACGCGAUAGAGAAGAAGGCCCAAGGGCAAAUGGAGCAGCAUCGGAGGCUGCUGCAUUCUUAG